Messenger RNA from Malania oleifera, 3039 nucleotides. Its product is annotated as kinesin-like protein KIN-14B. Lineage: Eukaryota; Viridiplantae; Streptophyta; Magnoliopsida; Santalales; Ximeniaceae. Gene Ontology annotation, biological process: microtubule-based movement. Gene Ontology annotation, molecular function: ATP binding; microtubule binding; microtubule motor activity. Bases 274 to 3039 code for a protein of 921 amino acids. The record is from RefSeq and is a predicted model, not a curated record. The transcript is spliced from 11 exons.
AGUAAAGCUGAAUCAACUUAAUUGGAUCAGCUUCUUCAGCUAGGAUAUUAUGCCGAGAAGAAAAGUAGUGAAAUGUUUCGUUGUGUUUUGUGUAGUGAGAUCCCUAGCCUGCAGCUUAGCUAGCUAACUGUGCAGUUAAGGAGAUAUAUCAACUCUCAGGUGCCGCUGCUGCUGCUGCUGCUACUGCGGGCAUGGACGUGGAAUGUAGCGCUCGAGAACGAGGAGAGAAGCAGACUCACCUUCACAGCUAAAUAUCUUUAAAAGUCGAAGAUUAUGGAUUCAAGACAAUCGGUUCGCAAUCUGACUGAAACAAUUUAUUCCCUGUUAGACUCAACAACAAAUCUUACCCCCAGCUGGGCAGAUUCAGUUUGUGAGAUAGUAAAAAGCUUACCCCCUAAAAAAGAGCAGUCUGGUGACUCAAAUAUAGAAAACCAUGCAACAAUAGAUUCAUUUGAUAACAGUUUUGCAGAGACUGAAGAUGAACUGGCUGCCUUGACUUCACGCAUAAACCAGUUGAACAUACAGAGAAGGCAAGUCCUAAAUGAUUUUCUGGACUUGAAAGGGAAUAUUCGUGUAUAUUGUCGUGUAAGACCGAUCACACUAGGGAAGAGUUUCAGUCAAUUAAGUAUGGUAAAAGCAUUGGAUUCAAGUAAUGUGCUGCUGACACUCGCUGAGAAUAAGAGUAAAAUUUACAACUUUGACAAGGUUUUCAACCCUGAUUCAUCACAAGAUGAAGUAUUUUCAGAGAUCGAGCCAGUCAUCAAAUCUGCCAUCGACGGCUACAAUGCAUGCAUCUUUGCAUAUGGACAGACUGGCACAGGGAAAACAUUCACAAUGGAAGGUACCGCAGACAAUCCAGGUGUAGUGCACCGCACACUUGAGGCUCUGUUUAAACAGGCAGACGAUAGCAACCAGGCUUUUCUCUUCAGUUUCAGUAUGCUUGAGAUUUACUUGGGAAAUCUCAAAGAUUUGCUCGUCCCUCCAUCAACAAGUGCCACAGAUCCUCUGCCAUCACCGCUUGCAAUCCAAACACGUCCAAAAGGAGGGGUUGAGAUUGACAACCUUGUCACCAUCCAAGUGAGCGACUUCAAGCAAGCUUUAAGGCUCUAUAAAUUAGGAUGCCGGUUCAGAUCAACUGCUUCUACAAAUUCUAAUAUUCGUUCAAGCAGAUCUCACUGCAUGAUUCGCAUAGCAAUGACUUGCUUUGAUGCUCCUGAGAGGCAAAGAGAAACAAACAAGAUAUGGAUGGUUGACCUUGGUGGAAGUGAGCGUCUGUUAAAGACAAAGGCCCGGGGUAGAAGAUUUGAAGAAGGAAAAGCCAUCAACCUGUCAUUAUCAGCCCUAGGAGACGUCAUCAAUGCUCUCCAAAGGAAAGCACGCCACAUACCAUACAGGAAUAGCAAGCUCACACAAAUUCUUAAGGAUUCCCUCGGAGAGGACUCAAAAACAUUAAUGCUGGUCCACAUCAGUCCCAAAGAAGAAGAUCUGUGUGAAACAGUGUGUUCUUUAAAUUUUGCAAUACGCGUGAGAAGCAUUCACCUAGCAUGUGAGGAACCAACUGAAGUCAGAUACAACAAGGCAGUUGCUAUGACUACUCUGCAGCAGAAGCUGAAACACAUUGAAGAUGAACGCCAUGACAUUAGAAGAAAAGUCGAGACAUUGAAUAAGAGAUUAGAGAAUCUUACUAGGGUACCACCAUCUUCAUGUCAACCAGUGGAUGCUUUCCAUUUAUCUACUGAAGUGCCGCAAUAUAGCAUAGAAAAAAUGAAUAACAGGAAUGGGAAUGUUAAGGCAUCAUCAUUAUCAUCACCACAACCACCAAGAUUUAUGAGGCCAACUAUUUGCAGUAGAAAAAAAUCUAACACCACUCCAGAAGACCGAUUUCUUGUCCAUGAAAGGAAGAGUAGGACAUUAUCUCAUCAUGCGAGGUCUGAGACUAUUCCAGUAAGGAAUAUUUCAGAAUACAACUCAGAGUGCGGUAUUUCCAGAACUAGCUGUUUGAGAGAUCUUCACAUGAAAUACAUGGCUGAUAAUGAAACAGAAUGCAGCCUAGAAACAUCUGUUUGUGACAUCAAAACUGUUGUUUUCCCAGAAGAGGAAAUAUCACCAAGAAGUUCAGGUCAUCAAAAGUCUUGCCUCAGUUGCAGCAAGGGAAAUGGGAGCAAAAGGAUCAAUGAAGUUAAAGCUAUAAAAUUCAUGAAAGUGGACAAUUGGCUUCAUUCGCAUAAGGGUGAACCCAGUGCCAGUGGUUACACUCAUAGGAGUAAACAAGAACUUUCUAUUCCCACCACAGAGCUUAAUCAUGUGUGUAAAUGGAGUAAAGCAGAAACAUUACAUGACAAGGAAGUGCAUAAUCAUAAAUUUACAAAGAAAAAGGCUGUCAACCAUGAUAAAGUUGAGAAAAAAUUUGAAGAGUGCGUAAAUGGAAGGUCCAUGUCAGAAAUGAUGACCAAAGGAACACCUGCACUGUCAAGGAAUUUAUUUGAUAAAGAGUCUAGAUGUACUUCCACCCCCCCUCAUAUAAUUCAUGGCAAGAUAAUGAUACAAACACAAUGUUUAGUAGAGAACUUGCUUAUAGAGGACAACAAAAGGAGCAUCUUUUUGCCACUUCACAUGUGGUAUGAUAGUUUUAGUGAAAAAGAUCAAUAUGGAGUACAUGGAAUGUCAACUGUGGAGGUGAUAGCAAAUGAGACACACAGUUCAUUCAACAAAAAUGGAUCUGACCAUUUUACUCCAUUUGAUAAUGAUAAUACUAUUGAUGACCUAAGAGAAAAUUCUGGCUUCUACAUCCCAAUUUCUGAACAAGAAUUACACCAUCAACAAGUGCCAAUUGAAAUGGCAAUGGAAGACAAAGAAAAUGGAGACUUGCAUGACUCUUGCCAACAGUUACAGAAAGGAAUGAUACCUAGCCGAAACGAAAUGAGAUCUCGUAAAGUUUUAUUUAUGGACAAUGCAAAUCAAAAGGAUCUUACCAUGUUUCUUCCCAAAGAACAAAGGAAUACACAGAAACGAGGUGAGAAUUCUGAACUCAACUCUUAA